AUGCCCCCACCACCAGAUCUAUCUUCAUAUCGCCUCAGCGACGCCGAUUCCCGGCGCAUAUUCCAAGAGGAGAUCCUCCCCGCCGAGUUCCCCGCCGACGGUGGUGGCGCCUCUGCCCCAUCACCAUCGACACGCAAGCAGCCGCUCGCCGUGCUCGCCGUCGGCCAGACAGGCGCCGGCAAGACGCUCCUGGCGCCCGCCAUCAUCCAGGCACUCGUCCCGUCGGCCAAGCCCGCGCACUUCAUCGCGGACACGUACAAGACGUACCACCCGCAGUACACGCGCUUGAUGCUGUCAACGCCGCAGCACGCAUCGCCCGCGACAGGCCCGGACGCGCGCAAGUGGCUGGCCAUGGCCGCCGGCGAGGCCACGAAGCGUCGGGUGGACGUGGUGCUCGAGAGCGCGUGCCGCCACCCGGACGACUUUUGCGACCUCGCGGCACUGUUCCGCGCCGCCGGCUACCGCGUCGAGGCCGUGGUGCUCGCUGUCCCCGAGGCGUUGUCGCGGCUGGGCAUACUCGCCCGCUUCUACGAAAAGAAGCCCGAGGCGCAGUCACGUGGCCUGCCUGUGCGCUUGACGCCGGUCAAAGUCCACGACGACUCGUACGUGGGGCUUCUGCACGCGGCCCGGUAUUUGGAUGAGUCGGACGCGGCAGAUCAGGUAGUUGUGGUGCGCCGGGGCAAUUUGGUCGCGUAUGGAUGGGAGAGGGUGAGUGGUGAGCCCUCUGAGAUUGCAAAGGCGGUGGAGAAAGAGCGCCAGCGCAACUUGACGGACACGGAGAUGGAGGUCGCCCUUGGUGAUGCGCAGAAGAUCAGCAUGCACGAGGACGCAAAGGAGCAGCUGCAGCAGGUCAGGGAGCUGAUGAAGCCGCUCAUCAGUGAUGAUGCGCAAGGUGUAGCACAUUCGUCUUUGGUCCCGAUAGCAUUUGCGCAGAAGGAUGGUGAUGAGAGAGCAAGCAAUGUGCUUCGAUUAGGUUAUGCAUGA
This is a messenger RNA of Akanthomyces muscarius, 984 nucleotides long. RefSeq lists its product as uncharacterized. The record is from RefSeq and is a predicted model, not a curated record. Gene Ontology annotation, molecular function: ATP binding; kinase activity. The transcript has a single exon. Lineage: Eukaryota; Fungi; Ascomycota; Sordariomycetes; Hypocreales; Cordycipitaceae. The coding region runs from base 1 to 984 and encodes 327 amino acids.